Pogoniulus pusillus (Red-fronted tinkerbird) is the source of this 5170-nucleotide messenger RNA. It is a transcript of the gene PKP2, whose product is annotated as plakophilin 2. The record is from RefSeq and is a predicted model, not a curated record. The coding region runs from base 233 to 2725 and encodes 830 amino acids. The transcript has 13 exons. Gene Ontology annotation, molecular function: intermediate filament binding; molecular adaptor activity; alpha-catenin binding. Gene Ontology annotation, biological process: cell-cell junction assembly; cell-cell adhesion; protein localization to plasma membrane. Gene Ontology annotation, cellular component: intercalated disc; adherens junction; intermediate filament. Lineage: Eukaryota; Metazoa; Chordata; Aves; Piciformes; Lybiidae.
AGUGGAUUGCUCUUCUAGACCCUUCCCUGGGCGGCCGCGGCGGGUUGAGGAGGACAGAGGCGCGGGUCGAGCCUGGCACCUGUGCAACAGGGCGGGGCAGAGACUGAGGCGGCGCUGGGCGCGGCGUGGCCUGGCCCGUCCUGCCCGUCCCUCGGCGGCUGAGCCCCAGCGCUGGCGAGGCUGCCGCGCAACAGGUUACCGGCGCGGAAGAGAGCGGCGGCCGCCUGUGCCCAUGGCCGGUCGCGGUCCCACCGCUGAGCAGGGCUACAUCCGCACCGUGCUGGGCCAGCAGAUCCUGAGGGAGCUGGAUAGCUCCAGUCUGGCGCUGCCCUCCGAGGCCAGGCUUAAGCUUUCGGGCGGCCGGGCCAGUGAGGAGAAGGCACUGCGAAUCCAACAGCAGGUCCAGCAGACACUGGCCAGGAAGAGCCGAGGCUCGCUGCAAAACGGUGGUUUGCACCGUGCAGCCAGUGUUCCAGAGCGUGUCUAUAACAUGGGGAUUACUGAAAAUGAUUUUGCACCAAGAACUCCCUAUAGUUUCUCAUCAUACCAGUCAAACCAGGUGGCAUCACCAUACUCUUACACAAAUGGCUGGGGGAUGAGGAUUACCUACAAGGCAAUGGAAGAGAAAGCUCAAAGACAGCCUCUGAAGAGACUAGAGGUUUCACCACAACAAAGUCCUGAAAGAUUGGCAUAUGUGUCCAACAAUUUUCACAAUGAUGAAGGAAUUUCAACUGCGUUCUCCAUGAGGCAUGGAGAUAGCAGGAGAUCCAAAGGGACCAUGUCACCAAGAUAUGCUCGGUCUGAGAUUGUGGGUUACACUCUUCAUGAUUCAGUGAACAGGGGACGCUCCUAUAAGAGACAGUCCCAGAUGGGGGCUACUAAUGAUGUCCUGCUUGAUGGUAUCUACCCCAGCCCUGUUGUACCUCUGCACUAUCAAACAGGCAACAGUCGCAGUAUGACCAACCUUUUGGAGAAGGAGAACUAUCUGACAUCAGGCAGUGCAAUGGGACAAGUGAGAUCACCAGUUGCUUCCCGUCUGGCAUCUCAGAACAGGCAAUCUUUAAGGUCCAGCUGGUACCAAACUACUUUGAGAAGCACACAGAGCAGGAGGGACACUUCCCAUCCGGCUUCAAUAACCAGUGUCUCUGCAGAAACAGAUGGGAAGAGGAUACCAUUGACAGCUGCUGUGGCAGCAGCAGGAAGAAAUGGAUUCCUGCAGAGUGAACAAGUCACUGUCAAUGGAUCUCAUCUAGGGAGCCUAGAAGGGGAGAUGACUCUGGAACAUGCAGUGAACAUACUGAAGAGUGAAAGUACACCAUCUACACCUAGGAUUCUUGCUGCUGUGACUUUCAUACAGCAUGAGUGCUUCCAGAAAGCAGAUGCCAGAAGAAAAGUUUUCUUACUUGGAGGUAUUCCCAAACUUUUACAUCUUCUUGAUGUUCAGAAUGAGGACAUUCAGCGGGCAGCGUGUGGUGCUCUGAGAAACUUGGUGUUUGAGGACAAUGACAACAAACUGGAAGUGUCAGAGCAGAAAGGGAUACCUCUCUUGCUCCACUUACUCCGACAUACCAAGGAUGUGGAGACUAAAAAGCAAAUAACAGGUUUGUUGUGGAAUUUGUCCUCCAAUGAACAGCUGAAGCACCUGUUGAUUAGAGAAGCCCUACAAACACUCACUGAAGCUGUUCUCAUCCCUUACUCGGGCUGGCCAGAUCAAGAUUAUGCAAAGUCAAAUGCUUUACCUGACCCUGAUAUCUUCUACAAUGCUACAGGAUGCUUGAGAAACAUGAGCUCUGCUGGCCCAGAAGGAAGAAAAAAAAUGAGAGAAUGUGUCGGCUUGAUUGAUUCUCUGGUGUAUUAUAUUCAAGGAGCUAUUGCAGACCAUGAGCCUAAUGACAAGGCCACAGAGAACUCUGUGUGCAUUCUUCACAAUCUUUCCUACCAGCUAGAGAUAGAACUCCCAGAGACAUAUGCCCAGAGCAUAUAUAUUCAAAGAAGAAAUAUUUCUAGCAAUGAUAAAACACCAGGCUGUUUUGGAACACGGAGCAGAAAGAAGCAACAGGAUAUUCCACUACCUGAGGAAAAGAGCAGUCCAAGAGGUGUUGAAUCACUCUGGCAUUCCACACUGAUUAGGAUAUAUCUCUCCUUAAUAGCAAAGAGUACCAGAAACUAUACCCAGGAAGCAUCCCUGGGAGCUCUUCAGAACCUCACAGCAGGCACUGGACCAAUGCCAUUUGCGGUGGCCCAGACUGUUGUUCAGAAGGCAGAUGGCCUUCCAGGUAUUCGAGCUAUGCUGCACACAAGCCACCUGCCAGUAAAGAAGACAGCUGUCUCGCUGCUCAGGAACUUGUCUCGCAACACCUCUCUGCGAAGUGAUAUAGCUAGAGAAGUUUUGCCCGAUUUGGUCUCAGUACUUCCUGAGUCUGUCCCAGGGUCUGAUAUUGUCUGUGAAACCACAGCAUCCAUCUGCUACACCUUGUACAAUUUGACACAGAGCAGUUCACAUAAUGCACGACUUCUUCUGAGUGCUAAUGGCCUACCAAAGAUUAUUGCCAUCAGCAUGAAUGACAGUAACAUGUUCAACAAGGCUAGUAGGGCUGCUUCAGUUCUCCUCUACUCCUUGUGGUCCCAUACUGAUCUCCACAACGCUUACAAAAAGGCUGACUUUAAGAAGGCGGAUUUCAUCAAUACCCGAACCACAAAAGCUUAUAACUCACUAAAAGAUUGAGUCGGAGCAUAACGCCAUGGAAGACCAUGCACCAGUUAACACAACUGUCUUCACACAGUUGGUGUUGCCAUCAUGAACCAGGAAGUAUCUCAGAAAAAAAACAUGUUAGUUUUAUAUAAGACUUGAGUGACUAGAGGAUAGCUGUUUUGUGAGUUUAAUCCUAAUCGUCUUGUUGCCACUGUAUAAAGCAAUGAAAGAGUAACCAAAGAUGGAUUCAGGUUGUCAGAGAUGAAGUUUCAUCCACUUUACCACUAGUCAGAGCUUCAGAUGACUGUCUUUAAUCUAACAGGCAUUUAUACAGAGAAGUUUGAAAUGCUGAUUGGCAGCAAAUUCUUUUCAGACUGUUUUAUACAAAUAGUUUUCUACAGUGAGUAAGCAUCAAGUGCACUCCUCAGGACAUAGUACUUUUUCCACCCUUUUCCGUCCCACAUGCUAAAUAAGACUCUCCAGACUCUGAGUAUGCCCAAGAAGCUGUUUCACUACCUGCAUUAUAAAAGCACGAAUUAAGUUAAAAUUACUAUUUUUGUAUUGUAUUCAAGCACUCACUGGUUCAUAAGCCUGUUUCCUCUGAAAUUUCAACAGCAUGCAACAAGACUGAUUUUACAUGUUAUCCCAUACUCCUCUCACUCUCCCUCACAUGGCUGUUAGAAUUGGUAACUGUCCAGAAAGGAUUUUAACUGUGCAGAAAGGAUUUCACACACUUGGGCUAGACUUAGACCUAUCAUUCUUUGCUAGUUGGUUGCAGAGAUAUUCACUGGUAAUUCAGGGAUUAUUUUAGGAAAAUUGCAUUUUCAGAAUGUUUCUGUUGAUAACCUGUAUACAGUAAAGGGAGUGGAGUCUUGUCUUUAUUUUCUAGUAGAUAAACACACAAGAGGUAGGUUUCAUACUGCUUAAGGAAUUCAUGUGAUAUUACUUCAUAUUCUCUUACUUGAAAAAAAUCAUCCUUUCUACAGCAAUUCUAUAGGACUGUGCUUGCACAUGUGGGAAUAGGUAACAGAAAGAGAAUAAUCCUAAGCACCUAAAGGCUGUUCCCAUUAUAUGAUCACUGAAGAGGAGAAAGAACCACUAAAAGAACCCAUCUGAUACCUUUAGUAAGCAAGAUUUGUCUCAACAAAGCAACAGUUAAAUUGUCCAUUAAACCAAUAGGAAAUUCAUAUAUAAAUGCAUAAAACUUCAUGGAUUAUCAGAUGACAUGGUCUGCCAUUACUGUUCUGAAAUCAGGGGAGCUAAGCUACGUUCCUGGCAAUGAAGACUUUGGCAUAUGUAUUUUAUAAGCCAUCCCAUAUGAACAAAGAUAGCCUUGUAACCCUUGCUGAACUGAUGGCAUGGGAACUCUUGCAGCUGUUGUUAUCCAGAGGGGGAUGCAUAAUCCUUCAAGCAGGGACUUGACAGAGAAGAUUUUCAGGCCUCCAUUUCAGCACUUCUGGCCAAAGGUCUAGCUUCUACCAGAAUCUUACAAUCAGCAGAUUGCACUCUGUCCAAACAUAUUUCUGGAUAUCAGGGAGCUGUAUUCUGCUAGUAGGUGCACAUAGGUCUCAGAGUGCCCAGAAACUCCUACAGGUGCAUGCAGAAUAGAAUGUGUCCUGCAAAGGUAAGCAAACAACCCUGCUCUCCCAUCACAGAUCAUUUUCAUAGGUCUCUGAGUGCUCUGCAUUUGCCUUGAGCAAGUCCCAUCAAAUGCAUUCCAGUAAGAGGUUUUAAAAAUACUUUUUUAAAAGAGGUUGUUUUCAGAAUACUCCAGGUCCAAAAACAGCACAGAGGAGGGGAACUUAAAGCACCACAUGUUGAGAAAAUUGUUUUUAUACAUUUUAAAAAUAUGAUAAAACCCGAACAGUUAAAACCUAACUUUUCCCUCUAACUUACUAACCCAAGUAACACUGCAUCUGCCAUAAGGAAGUAAACACCUGGAAACCUAGACAAGUCUAAUUACACUGCGCAACGAGCAGUAGGCAGGCAAAAUUAAUGUACAAAGAGUGCAGAAUACAGAGUAGCAGGGAAAGGAAGAACUGCGUUUUAAAGUUGAGAAAGGAGACUUUUAGAAAUACUCAAGCACUGGUUUAUUUUGAUGAAACUCACAUGUGAUUUGAAAAAACAAAAACACCUCAUACAGGACAGUUUUAAAUGCUCUGCUUAAUAUGUCUGUUGUGGGGUAGAUGUCCUUAAGAAGGCGAUGCAGUCGUUUUUAGUUGUUUCAAUGAACUUACAGGUCUUUUCCAGUGUAAAUGGUUGAUCAUGUCCCUUUAGAGUCAAAACAGUGUUCAGAAGUCAUAAAAAAGUAUAUGAGAUCUGGCAAUAACCAAAAGCUAUAAACAGACAUAAGGAACAAUGACACACCUUAUUAUAACCUAUCUCCAACGUGUAUGCAAUCAAAAGCAUUUCAGCAGGACUAUGAAAAAAGCAAAGAAUGAUAGAGAAAUAAUAAAGUGUUCUCUCUAAUGCAAAAAA